GAAGAACGAGCCGUCGAUGCUCUGUCGCUCCUCGGUCGGGAAAUACGGAAAGUUCUACUGUGCCCAAAGGUAGCACGUGUUGCACUUGGCGACAAGUAGGUUGUAUGUCGUUCAUUAACCAAAGACCUUCAAGCCACUAAUUACCAAAUGUAUGUACCUGUGAUAACAAGAAAGCAACACGCGAAUCGUAUAUUAGUGUUAGGUGGACCGUCGGUCAUAUUCAUUGGAAGUAGUAGUGGAUAUACUGUUCAAAUUGCGCCAUAAAUAUCACGUUAAAGAUGGUGAUUGUCCAUCACCCCAUUGAAAUCCACGUUGUUAUUGUGCCACUCUAAAAAGGCAAUGAAAUCGCGCAAGCUCCCUAAAGGCUUCGUGCUCUGUGGCUUAAACUGCUUGACAUUCGUUUACUUUCCGUUGGUGUUGCCGAUUGUGACUUGUUCGAGCAGCGAUUUGGAUUACCGGCUACAACGAGUUAAAAACGUUCUGAAGGAGGUUCCUCUGAUUGACGGACACAACGAUUUGCCAUGGAACAUACGCAAGUUCUUGAAGAACCAACUCAAGGAUUUUCAUUUUGCCGGCGACCUCAGGCAGGUGCAGCCAUGGUCGAACAGUGCUUGGAGCCAUACCGAUCUGAGGCGACUGAAGGAGGGCAUGGUGUCUGCUCAGUUUUGGUCAGCAUACGCCCCCUGCUCAUCCCAACAUCUGGAUGCUGUACAGUUGACUUUGGAACAAAUAGACCUAAUCAGGCGCCUGGUCAACCUAUAUCCACACCAAAUGUCGUUGGUAACGACAGCGUCAGGUAUCGAGAAAACGCACAAAAGCGGCAAGAUCGCCAGCCUGAUUGGCGUGGAAGGUGGCCAUGCUAUUGGAACAAGUUUAAGCGUACUGCGAAUGUUUUAUCAGCUCGGGGCUCGGUAUUUGACGUUGACGCACACCUGCAACACACCCUGGGCGGAUUGUUGCAAAGUUGACGAGCCUGGGAAGUAUCCCCACAUUGGGGGUCUCUCGAAGUUUGGGAAGCUGGUCGUCCAAGAGAUGAAUCGACUGGGUAUGAUUGUUGACUUGUCCCACGUGUCGGUGCCAACGAUGCUGGACGCCUUAGGUUCUUCAAAGGCCCCCGUUAUUUUCUCGCACUCCUCCGCACAUGCCAUCUGCAACAGUUCGCGCAACGUUCCCGACCACGUGCUGCAGAGAAUCGCUAUAAACGGCGGCCUAGUGAUGGUGGCCUUCUAUCCGCACUUUGUGAGUUGUUCCGGACAAGCCACGCUGCACGAUGUUGUCGCUCACAUAAAUCACAUACGCGAAGUGGCGGGCAUUGAUCAUGUGGGCAUUGGAGCCGGCUAUGACGGCGUAAAUCUAGUUCCAAAGGGGUUAGAAGACGUCUCCAAGUAUCCACAUCUGUUAGCAGCAUUGUUGGAGUCGGAAAAGUGGUCUGAAGAGGAUAUAGCCAAAUUAGCUGGGAAAAACUUAAUACGGGUCUUUAAGGAAGUCGAAGCGGUCAGAGACGAAAUGGAAUUGUUAAAAGUGCCACCCCUGGACCAAUCUAUUCCAGCGGAAGACAUAAUGGGCAGAUCCUACUGUCGCUACCAAGGCCCAAGAACGUGAUCGCACAUUCAGUCCUAUUCUUCUGUCUUUGUUGGUCUCCUGGCCAAGGUCUGUGCCAAUGAGGCUCCGCUUAUAACGUCAUGUUACCUACAUAAACUCAACUCUGCCACGAAGUAUACUCGCCAUGUGACCACCACUUGUAUCCUUUUGGGAUGAUGGCAAAGCCAUUUUUUUGAUUGUUUGAUUCUACACGAUAUACACGCCCGGCACACCACCACGACUCUAGAGAUGAAAACUACCUUGGAUAGGUUCUGCCAGUUAGUCAUUGGCUGAUGGUGUAAUUAAACGAAUGUAAACGAUUUCGAUAGAGAGGGCUUUGAACAAGCAAUAAUAUUUGACGUGGACGAACCACCAUCCACGUAGCGACAAGUCGAAUAAGGAAAAUAUUAUGGGAUCGUGUUGAUUUAUCGCCCAACACACAAGUGGACGUCCAGUUUUGCUGAUCGCCUAGCCACGGACCACGGUAUCGCUGGAAGACGUAAUGCUUAGACGCAAUAGUCUGGGUCCCAUUAUCCUCCUAUGAGGUUUUUUUUUUUUUAACACGUUUUAGUGUUACGUGAACACCUACAACACCUUCAGUAGUAAAUCAAAAGAAAAGUCAUAAAUUGUGUCUUCAUAUCAUCCUUCAUGCACACGCACGUCUAUGCGCAUGACAAGGCUCCCAUCAUGCCCAUGAACUAACUCCCGCCAAAAGAAAACAGAACGGAACCACAAAACCACAUGUCCGGUUUGUAAAUAUUAAUAAGAAUAAGCAGAAAAUAAACAACAACAACAAACAAACAAACAAAACAAAAAUUAAAACAAUGAUGUGAUGAUAAAGUUACAAUUAAUCAAACUCGAAGAUAACUAAACGAAACCCCGUAUUAUUAAGGCGCGAAACAAACGUUAAGUAAUCUAUUAUUGAACUAAAACUGAACGAUGCUUUGGGCCCAUUUAGGGUGUCCUCUGUUACAUACUAUACUUCAUACAUACUCAUAUUGCAUACAUACACACCCAUAUGAAUAUACUACUAGUUGCAAAUAAUAUAUACUGUUACCACAUACGGAUAUGCGUAUCUAUCUAUGAAAAUAUUGAUAUACACCACUGCAAGAUAGGUAGCUAUUAAGACCAUUCUUAUUAAGAUAUUUAUAAAAAUAAACAAAAACAACCACAUUUUAAAUCCAA
Messenger RNA from Musca domestica (house fly), 2766 nucleotides. RefSeq names its product dipeptidase 1-like. The transcript is spliced from 11 exons. Gene Ontology annotation, biological process: proteolysis. Bases 340 to 1602 code for a protein of 420 amino acids. Lineage: Eukaryota; Metazoa; Arthropoda; Insecta; Diptera; Muscidae. Gene Ontology annotation, molecular function: metallodipeptidase activity. The record is from RefSeq and is a predicted model, not a curated record.